Trichechus manatus latirostris (Florida manatee) is the source of this 2231-nucleotide messenger RNA. It is a transcript of the gene PODXL2, whose product is annotated as podocalyxin like 2. Bases 1 to 1764 code for a protein of 587 amino acids. The record is from RefSeq and is a predicted model, not a curated record. The transcript has 8 exons. NCBI's taxonomy places the organism in Eukaryota, Metazoa, Chordata, Mammalia, Sirenia, Trichechidae. Gene Ontology annotation, biological process: leukocyte tethering or rolling.
AUGAUAGAAGGUGUGACAUACUCAGGAUUGCACCUGGGUGCAUGUGCAGCUGGGUCGGAUGAACCUGGCCCAGAGGGCCUCACCUCUACCUCCCUGCUGGACCUCCUGCUGCCCACUGGCCUGGAGCCACUGGACUCAGAGGAGCCCAGUGAGGCCAUGGGACUAGGAGCUGGCCUGGGAGCCCCUGGCUCUGGCUUCCCCAGUGAAGAGAGUGAGGAGUCCCGGAUUCUGCAGCCACCACAGUACUUCUGGGAAGAGGAGGAGCUGAAUGACUCAAGCCUGGACCUGGGACCCACUGCAGACUAUGCUUUUCCUGACUUAACUGAGAAGGCAGGUCCUAUGGAAGACACAAGCCAGGCCCAAGAGGUGCCAAGCCUCCCUUCUCCCUUGCCCAAGAUGAAUCUGGUUGAGCCACCCUGGCAUAUACCUCCUGAAGAGGAGGAAGAAGAAGAGGAGAGGGAAAAGGAAGAGGUAGAGAAGGAAGAGGAGGAGGAGGAGGAAGAAGAGGAGCUGCUCCCUGUGAAUGGAUCCCAAGAAGAAGCCAAAACUCAGUUCCAUGACUUUUCUCCCACCAGCAGUAGCCAGACUCCAGGGUCCACCAAACUCAGGCAAGAAGAUUCUGGGGACCAGGCCUCGUCGGGUGUGGAGGUGGAGAGCAGCAUGGAGCCAAGCUUGUCACCGUUUUCAGUCACCCCCAAUACAGUGACCCUGGGGCAUCAGGACUUUACCAGCCCAGAGGCAGGGGGCACAAUGCUGCCAGGUGCAGGGUUUGGGGCAGAGUUUGAGGCUCCUCAGGAAGUGGGUAAGGAGGCUACUGUGGGAGCAGCUGGAUUGGCUGGCAAACAAGGGGAGGUGCUGUCCUUGACAUCAUUUCCACAAAUGAAAGUUCCAAGUGGGACUGAGACUCUCAAAGAAGAUCACCUUCACCCCAGAACCUUAGCGCCUUUCUCACUGGCCCCCCAAGACAUGGAACUGACACCUUCCUCUGCUACUUUGGGGCAAGAAGACCUCAACCAGCAACCCCAGGAAGGGCAAGCAGCUGAAGCUCAAUCUAGAAUACCCUGGGAUUCUACUCAGGUGAUCUGCAAGGACUGGAGCAACCUGGCUGGGAAAAACUACAUCAUUCUGAACAUGACAGAGAAUAUAGACUGUGAGGUGUUCCGGCAGCACCGAGGGCUGCAGCUCCUGGCCCUGGUAGAGGAGGUACUGCCCCGCCAUGGCAGCGGCCGCCAUGGGGAUUGGCACAUCUCCCUGAGCAAGCCCAGCGAGAAGGAGCAGCAUCUGCUAAUGACCUUGGUGGGCGAGCAGGGGGUGGUGCCCACUCAAGAUGUUCUUUCAAUGCUGGGUGACAUCCGCAGGAGCCUGGUGGAGAUCGGCAUCCAGAACUACUCCACCACAAGCAGCUGCCAGGCACGGCCCAGCCAGGUGCGCAGUGACUACGGGACGCUCUUUGUGGUGCUGGUGGUCAUCGGUGCCAUCUGCGUCAUCAUCAUCGUGCUCGGCCUGCUCUACAACUGCUGGCAGCGCCGGCUGCCCAAGCUCAAGCAUGUGUCACAUGGCGAGGAGCUUCGCUUCGUGGAGAACGGCUGCCACGAUAACCCCACGCUGGACGUGGCCAGCGACAGCCAGUCGGAGAUGCAGGAGAAGCAGCCCAGCCUGAAUGGUGGUGGGGCUGUCAACGGCCCGGGGGGCUGGAGCACUCUCUUGGGGGGCAAACGGGACCCCGAGGACUCGGACGUGUUUGAGGAAGAUACGCACCUGUGAGACACCCCGGCCCGGACGCAGCAAGCGGGCCGAGGGCUGGGGCCUGAGUCGGACCCUGCGGCCCCCCUUCGCUCCCGCUCUGCUUGCGACUGGGCGCCAGAACGAGAAGGGCAGGCCCGCAGUGACCCCGCGCCUCCCCUGCCCUCUCGGGUCAUUGGGUCGCCCACCCUGCAGUCUGACCCUCGAUGCGGGGGGCUUCUCUCUGCUUCCCGCCAACAUUACAAAACAACCUUUGCACAGUCCCCCUACCCACUCCCACCCUGAAGCCCUGAAUAUGAACCCCGGCUUCAGACACUGGCCCGGUCGGGGCAGCUCACCCUGGGACAGGACCCUGCCUUCCCGACCCCUUGCUGAACCCUGGGUCUGUGGCCACUGACCCUCCAUGCCCCGCCCGCCCAUCCGCCGGCUCUGAGUGUGGGGAUGCAGGCGGCAGGUGCAACCUGCACACCGGGACUCCCAUUAAACCG